This is a messenger RNA of Selaginella moellendorffii, 2178 nucleotides long. Its product is annotated as ras GTPase-activating protein-binding protein 1. Gene Ontology annotation, cellular component: ribonucleoprotein complex; cytosol. The record is from RefSeq and is a predicted model, not a curated record. NCBI's taxonomy places the organism in Eukaryota, Viridiplantae, Streptophyta, Lycopodiopsida, Selaginellales, Selaginellaceae. The coding region runs from base 151 to 1839 and encodes 562 amino acids. The transcript has 10 exons. Gene Ontology annotation, molecular function: mRNA binding.
UACUUUUCCCUCUUCUGGUUAGGGUUUGAGCGCCUAGGGUUAUCGCCCCAUUUCUGUUCUUGGGGAGAGAGCAGGGCUUGGCGGCGGGCAUCCUUGUCAUAAUCGCGCGCCUCGCAGCUCCCGCAGCGAUCUAGCGCCGAAUUCCAGGCAAUGGCGGUGGCGCACGCACAAAUGGUCGGGAACUCGUUCAUCAACCAAUAUUACAAUGUGCUCCACCAAUCGCCACAGGUGGUGCAUCGGUUUUACACCAAUGCGAGCUGCCUCACUCGAGCAGAAGCCGGUCCAGAGGGCCAAGCGGACACUGUCUUCUCACAAAGUGGGAUUCAUGAGAAGGUGAUGUCUCUAGACUACGUCGGGCUCAGAGCUGAGAUUAAGACUGUGGACUGUCAAGAUUCGUAUUCUGGCUCGGUUCUUGUGAUGGUCACUGGAUCGCUGUCAAACCGCUCCAAUGGAAGGCGCGACUUUGUCCAGACCUUUUUCUUGGCACCACAGGAGAAGGGCUAUUUCGUACUGAACGACAUUUUCCGGUAUUUGGACGAGCCGCAGGUUUCGACCAUGUCAUACGUUGUGGCGAAUGGUCCUCAAGAGCAUUCUCCGACUCCAGAGUCUGUUCCGGAUACUACUCAUUUGGAAGUGAGUGAGGCUACGCCUGUUGCUACUGAAGAGCAAAUAGACGAGGGAUACGAUAUACCAGAUGCAGACGAAGAGGUUUUGGUGGAGGAGACUGUCCAGAAUGCCGUAUCUUUGGAUGCUGACGAAGUUCUGGACAUCGAGGAUUCACAAUCGCAACCAGACGAGCCAAAGAAAUCGUACGCAUCAAUCUUGAGGGUUGUCAAAGCCGGAGGCGGUGACAGUGUCCAGCAUGUUCUUCAACACGUCCCGAAGCCUCCGCCGUCAAUUCCCGCUGAAAAACCUGCGUUACCUGUGCCUCAAACAGUGGUGCAAGAAAGUUCAGUGGUAUCUCCGCCGAUCGAAACAACCGAUGAGACUGCUGCAGCUCCCGACACACAAGGUGAUGGAAAAUCGAUUUACAUCAAGAACCUCCCAAUGUCCGUCACCACUCCGCAACUUGAGGAGGAGUUCCAGAAAUUUGGGACUGUAAAGCCGGGAACUAAUAUCAAAAAGCAAAACAAUGUUUGCUACGCGUUUCUCGAGUUUGAAGAUGCAAGCUCGGCACGAUCAGCGAUCCAGGCCUCCGGCUCGUUUCAAAUCAGCGGCAAGCCUGUCAUGAUCGAGGAGAAGAGGCCGCUUAGCGCUAGAGGCUACCGAACAGGGGGGCGGGGAAGGGGAAAUCGAAAUGACGGGUCUCGAGGCAGGGGCUACUACAACCGUGGUGCUGCUGGUCCCGCUCCUCCUACCGCUGCUCCUGCCGGUGGUGGCGGCGGCGGCGGUGGCGGCAGCGGCAGCGGUGGCAACAGGAACUACGAGCAGGGAAACCGGGGCCGGGGCUCUCGCGGGGGAUACAACAGCGCUAACAACAAUCCAGGGGACGGUGGCCGAGAUAGUGGUCGCUCCAACAGCGAAGAAUAUCAUCCGCGGUACGAGAGCCAGGGCCACAACUACAACAAUAACUACACCAACACCAACGCCACCAAUGCUGCUACCAACAGUGGCAACUCGAGCGCCGGUCACCACCACCACCAAGCCAACAGCAGCAACACUGGCAGCAGCAACAACCACGGCUAUCCAAACUCGAGGCCUCCUCGCCGGUACGUCAGCCGCGGCAACAACAACAACAGCAACAGUUCCAACAACAGCAACAACCCCAAUUACAAUCGAAGCUCCUCGUCCUCGGCUGGCGGCGCUCCUGCUGCUCCUCCCGCGGCGGUGACAGCUUGAUUGAGGCGAGAUCUCUGGGGAGUGGAAGCAACUCCCCGGUUUUCUCUGGUCUCUGUUCGUCCUUGAUCGUCGCGUCGUCGUCGUCGUCAUCGUCGCCUUCCUUCGGCUCUCUUGGUGGGAUUGUAUUCAUUCGCAAAAUUUUUGUCAGGCUUCUCCAUACUACUACAGGCAAGCUCUCUUUCUCUCUUCCAUGGUUUUUCUUCUUUCUUUUUUCCUUGAUUUUUCCUGUGUGUAGAAAGGUGCGUAGUUUUAGUCUUGGUAGCUCUACUAUCAUCGAGUGAUUGACCGGGUUUGUGUAACGGGCAUUAAUUUUGUCAAAAAAGUGACUUCUUCGAAUAA